Messenger RNA from Candidula unifasciata, 575 nucleotides. Lineage: Eukaryota; Metazoa; Mollusca; Gastropoda; Stylommatophora; Geomitridae. The record is from the annotation of a GenBank genome assembly.
AUUUGUAUCAGUUACUUGGACCAAUAUCCAGCAGAUUAUCCACGUCAGGUUCCGGCCAAAUCCAACUGUGGCAGUUCCUGCUGGAGCUGCUCUCCGAUUCGGCCAACGCGGGCUGUAUCACGUGGGAGGGCACCAAUGGCGAGUUCAAGCUGGUGGACCCCGAUGAGGUGGCUCGGAGAUGGGGCGAGCGUAAAUCGAAACCAAACAUGAACUACGACAAACUGAGCCGGGCCUUGAGAUAUUACUACGACAAGAACAUUAUGACCAAAGUCCACGGAAAACGUUACGCCUACAAGUUUGACUUCGCUGGGCUUGACCAGCUUCUACAUUCUGCAAGCACGGAUUCGGCUUUCAAGUUCCAUCAGGACGUGUUUGGUUUCCAGGGUUAUGCUGCCCACAAGUACUUCCGGCAACCCUCACAUCCAAUGGCAACUCCCACUGUUGCCGGCUUCUUCCCCUCUCCUGGCUGCUACUGGUCUAGCCACGGCAACGGCUUCUUGAGCGGGAUCGGCACUCACGUCAUGGCUUCUCAUCAUUCUGCUCAUCUUACACCAAUAGGUUACCCCUAUUCAUAG